Molecule: messenger RNA, 1272 nt
Organism: Brassica napus (rape)
Lineage: Eukaryota; Viridiplantae; Streptophyta; Magnoliopsida; Brassicales; Brassicaceae
Product: cyclin-dependent kinase inhibitor 7-like
Exons: 4
Coding region: 243-731 (162 amino acids)
Biological process (GO): negative regulation of cyclin-dependent protein serine/threonine kinase activity
Cellular component (GO): nucleus
Molecular function (GO): cyclin-dependent protein serine/threonine kinase inhibitor activity
Source: RefSeq, a predicted model, not a curated record
UACCUGCUUCCCCGUGAACGGAACAGUGAGAGAAAGAGCGUGACCCCACUCAAAACGGGCAAGCAAAACACAACCGCCAGCCAAAGGAAACGAAAUUAAAUCUCAGCCGUUGAAAGAAUCAACGGCUCAUGACCAUUUCUUUCAUCUUCUUCCCCCACAUAAACCCUUUCCCCUGUUUUUUUUCAAUUUAACCAGAAAAACCUCAUAAGAACUUUUACAAGUGUCCAUAGAGAGAGAGAAGAAUGAACGAGAUGAGCGAGAGAGAUUCUAAAGAGACUAGCUUUGAAGGAUCUAGCAUCAAGAGGAUGAGACUCGAUGAUGGUGAUGACUCAGCUGAAGAGACAACGGUUUCUUCUUCUUCUUCUUCUUCUCUGUCUUACUCCGCCGCUUUAGAUUCUGAAGAUGAAGAUCAUCGGAGCUCAAGCGCCAGAGAUACUUCUCUGCCAUUUUUAGAUCUCGAGCAAAUCUCCGAAACCGAAGUAUCGUCAUUAAUCACCAUCAGUUUCAGAGCACAAGGAAGUCCAUCGAGCGAAAUGGACUCGGCCACCACGACCAAGACGGAGAGGCAAGAGAAGAAGGCAAAAGCACCACCGACGCAGGCUGAGCUUGACGACUUCUUCUCCGCGGCGGAGAGAGGCCAACAGAAACGAUUCUCGGACAAGUACAACUACGAUAUCGUUAAUGAUACGCCGCUUGAAGGUCGCUACGAGUGGGUUAGUCUCAAGCCUUGAGAAGAAGAAGACAAUGCUAAAGUUACACGACGUCGUUAGGUACUCUUGUGAGUUUUGUCACAGAGAGAGAGAGAAUCGUAGCUUAGGAUCGGUUUAUUUCGUUAUUGUACAGUCUAGUCCUCUCUAGCUUAUUUUAGUUUCCUUCUUCUUAUGUUCAUUCGUCGUACCACGAGAAACAAAAAAAGGACGCAGCUUUCUUUUUCAACUGAUGGAUUUUUUUUCGAAAUUUAUCAUUUUUAAUGUCUAGUUUAACUAUCAAAAUUAUCUGUUGAAGUUUUUUCAAAACUUGAAUUUGAAUGUCUGCAUCAAAAAACUUGAAUUUGAAUGUCGAGUUUAUUCUCCAUCCAUAUUUACUUGAAGAGCACACCAAAUUAAAGGUAGUAUUCUUUUAGUUUUUGAAAGAGGUAGUGAAAAUAUUUAUUGUGUCAGAAAAGCUGGACCUUUUUGUCAGUUAUGUAGAGUUGGUGGUGACUAUGCACAUUAUUAGCAUUUCAUGUUUUUUGUAGCUUAUUAUUUGAAUUCAGAAAGUUAUUUAUUGUUU